Messenger RNA from Strongylus vulgaris, 552 nucleotides. Lineage: Eukaryota; Metazoa; Nematoda; Chromadorea; Rhabditida; Strongylidae. The record is from the annotation of a GenBank genome assembly.
AUGGCAGAAGAUAUCCCACGGUGGUUGAUAUGUGGAGCGGGAGCGGGAUUGGCUGUCGAUCUGGGACUAUACCCUUUGGACACGAUAAAAACAAGAUUACAGAGUAAACAAGGUUUUUUUGCUGCAGGAGGAUUCAAGCAUAUAUACAGCGGAAUGGGAUCCGUCGCAAUUGGCUCCGCUCCAGGAGCAGCUCUCUUUUUCAUGACCUAUAGGUCUGUGAACGGAUUGUUCAGGAAAGAAAGUAGUUAUUUAUUUUGCCUUCAACUGAUUGCAGACUCAUUAGUCCAUGCAUUCUCCGCUACUAUAGCCGAAGUUGUAGCAUGUGCGGUACGAGUCCCUACAGAGCUUGUGAAACAACGAUUGCAAGCUUCUGCCAAGCAAGCUCUUUCUGAUGUUUGUCGAGAAAUUUACAAAUCGAAUCGCUUGCGAGGGUUUUAUCGAGGAUAUCUGAGCACUAUUGCAAGAGAAAUACCGUUCUCUAUAAUCGAGUUCCCUCUUUGGGAAUUUUUGAAGAUGAAAUUGGCAAAGAAUAGGGUAAGCGGGCUCCUUUGA